Molecule: messenger RNA, 8980 nt
Organism: Cololabis saira (Pacific saury)
Lineage: Eukaryota; Metazoa; Chordata; Actinopteri; Beloniformes; Belonidae
Gene: kcnma1a
Product: potassium large conductance calcium-activated channel, subfamily M, alpha member 1a
Exons: 31
Coding region: 585-4640 (1351 amino acids)
Biological process (GO): potassium ion transport; transmembrane transport
Cellular component (GO): postsynaptic membrane
Molecular function (GO): large conductance calcium-activated potassium channel activity
Source: RefSeq, a predicted model, not a curated record
AGACGGGGGUCGCUCGCUCGGCUCUCGGAAUAAACACCGCCGUUGUCGCUCUCUCUCUCUCGCAGCCCUCUGUGACUGUCCAUCUUUAUUCUUAGCGCUUCGCUCCGCCUCCUACCUGUAAAUCUCCCCGCUGUCCUCGGGAGCGGACCUGACAGCUCAGCCGCAGCUGCGAGCCGCGCUGCGGGGACCGAAUGGAGGCGGCGACAUCAGCCCGAGCGCAGCGCCUUUACGCAGACCUGACAGCGGGGAACCGUGCAGUCUCCUGCCCUGACAGAGCGAGGAAGCCCGUCGGGAUGAGAAGCGCCUGAGAUUCGUCAUUAUUGCGGAUUUGGAUGCGUCUCUUCCAGCCAUGGCCACCGAGCCCAUGAUAUUUUCACCAGGUUGGUAGUGUCUCCCUCUGUCACCAAUAAACAAUUCACAGGCGUGUGAAAUAUACAAAGAGACUCCACCGGGGUGGGUGAUCAUAAUCUACAGCAAAGAAGGGGAUUUUUUUUUUUUUUUGCUGUUUUUUUUUUGUUCUUUUCAAGCAAAAUGGCUGGUGAGUGGGGCUGGGGACGCUGGCACAGGCUCUCCAAGGCUCCUAAAUGCUAGCCGAGGCGGAUGGCACGGUUCCCCAUGGAAGCGACAGCUCUAUGAGGACAAGCAGCAUCAAUACCAAGACAAACCCGGACUCUUCGAUCCUAAUAUCCAAGAUGGAAAACGUCGUCAUCCCCUUCUCGUCCGAGGUGCCAUGCGACAAUAAUGGGCAGCGCAUGUGGUGGGCAUUCCUCGCCUCCUCCAUGGUGACGUUUUUCGGGGGUCUCUUCAUCAUCCUGUUGUGGAGGACCCUCAAAUAUCUGUGGACUGUUUGCUGCCACUGCAACAUUAAAACCAAGGAAGCUCAGAAGGUGAACAAUCCGGCCAACAAUCAGGCAGCAGACAGGCCACCAAAGGGAGCUGAUGAGAAGGAAGAAGUUCCAGCCAGUGAGGUGGGAUGGAUGACUUCAGUCAAAGAUUGGGCCGGUGUCAUGAUCUCCGCUCAGACGCUCACGGGAAGAGUUCUGGUGGUGCUAGUGUUUGCACUCAGCAUCGGGGCCCUUGGAAUAUACUUCAUAGACUCCUCUGAUCCUAUAGAGUCCUGCCAGAACUUCUACAAAGAUUUCACAUUACAGAUCGAUAUGGCCUUCAACGUCUUCUUCCUUCUUUAUUUUGGCCUGCGGUUUAUAGCAGCCAAUGACAAGCUGUGGUUCUGGCUGGAGGUCAACUCUGUGGUCGACUUCUUCACCGUCCCUCCUGUGUUCGUUUCCGUCUACUUGAACAGAAGCUGGCUUGGUUUAAGAUUUCUAAGAGCACUGAGACUGAUCCAAUUCUCAGAAAUCCUACAGUUCUUAAAUAUCUUAAAAACAAGCAAUUCCAUCAAGCUAGUGAAUUUGUGCUCCAUCUUCAUUAGCACUUGGCUCACAGCUGCCGGUUUCAUACAUUUGGUGGAGAACUCAGGAGAUCCAUGGGAAAACUUCCAGAAUUCCCAGUCACUAUCCUAUUGGGAAUGUGUGUACCUGCUGAUGGUGACGAUGUCCACAGUGGGCUACGGGGAUGUCUAUGCAAAAACCACGUUGGGACGACUCUUUAUGGUCUUCUUCAUCCUCGGUGGUUUGGCCAUGUUUGCCAGCUACGUCCCUGAAAUCAUAGAGUUAAUAGGAAACCGCAAGAAAUAUGGUGGUUCCUAUAGUGCGGUUAAUGGGAGAAAGCACAUUGUGGUCUGUGGUCAUAUUACCCUCGAAAGUGUCUCCAACUUCCUCAAAGACUUCCUACACAAGGACAGGGAUGAUGUCAAUGUAGAAAUUGUUUUUCUCCAUAAUAUUUCCCCUAAUCUUGAGCUGGAAGCCUUGUUCAAACGUCAUUUUACCCAAGUAGAGUUCUACCAGGGUUCUGUUCUCAACCCUCAUGAUCUGGCGCGAGUGAAGAUCGAGUCAGCGGAUGCCUGCUUAAUUCUAGCCAACAAAUAUUGUCCAGAUCCUGAUGCUGAAGAUGCCUCCAAUAUCAUGAGGGUUAUUUCAAUCAAGAACUACCAUCCCAAGAUCAGAAUCAUCACGCAGAUGCUACAAUAUCACAAUAAGGCCCAUCUGCUGAACAUUCCGAGCUGGAACUGGAAGGAAGGUGAUGAUGCUAUCUGCCUGGCAGAGCUGAAGGCAGGUUUCAUUGCCCAAAGCUGUCUGGCGCAGGGCCUGUCGACCAUGCUAGCCAACCUUUUCUCCAUGAGGUCCUUCAUUGAGAUUGAGGAGGACACAUGGCAAAAGUAUUACCUUGAAGGAGUGGCUAAUGAGAUGUACACAGAGUAUUUGUCCAGUGCCUUUGUAGGCCUCUCCUUUCCCACUGUCUGCGAGCUGUGCUAUGUGAAGCUGAAGCUGUUGCUUAUUGCAAUUGAAUACAAGUCUGAGCAGAGAGAGAGCAGCAUCCUCAUAAAUCCGGGCAACCACGUCAAGAUGCAGGAGGGAACACUGGGAUUCUUUAUCGCUAGUGAUGCCAAAGAAGUUAAGAGAGCAUUUUUCUACUGCAAAGCUUGUCAUGAUGACAUCACGGACCCCAAACGGAUUAAGAAAUGCGCCUGCAAACGACUAUUGGAUGAAGUUAAACCGUCCUUACAAAAGCGAUCAGUUAAAACCACCGGCUGCAUCUCCACCUCCAUCUCCUCAAAUGCAUUCCUCAUUCCCAAAGCCCCGCAUCCCAGACAGGAACCCCUGGUCAGGCGGGGCACAGCCAACACCACCAUUGUUAAUAUCCAUAGAGGAAGCCUCCUCCCUGCGGGGCCGGGGCCCAGAGCUGAGCCUUCACACAUGCACCUCGGCAUCUCAGGUCCAGGAGGUGUGGUGCCCAGAUCCCUGGCAGAGAGUCGACUGAACCGGGCCCACAGUCUGCCGGUGAAAUACCGCUACCAACCCAGUAAUGCCAUGCUGCUCAGUCACAGUAGGCACUUUGAAGAUGAGCAUCCAUCAACUCUCUCGCCCAAAAAAAAGCAGCGCAACGGAGGGAUGCGAAACUCGCCUAACUGUUCACCCAAAAUGAUGAGUCGGCACGACCCCCUUCUGAUCCCUGGGAACGAACAGAUCGAGAACAUGGACAUGAACGUGAAGAGGUAUGACUCGACAGGGAUGUUCCACUGGUGCCCUUCCAAAGACAUCGAGAAAGUCAUCCUGACCCGCAGUGAAGCCUCCAUGACGGUUCUGAGCGGUCAUGUAGUGGUCUGUAUAUUUGGAGAUGUCACGUCCGCAUUAGUGGGGCUGCGAAACUUGGUGAUGCCUUUAAGAGCAAGCAACUUCCAUUACCAUGAACUAAAGCCUAUAGUGUUCGUGGGCUCGCUGGAUUACCUGCGGCGAGAGUGGGAAACGCUUCACAACUUUCCCAAAGUCUCAAUCUUACCUGGUACACCAUUAAGCCGGGCAGAUUUAAGGGCUGUCAACAUCAACCUCUGCGACAUGUGCGUAAUACUGUCAGCCAAUCAGAACAAUAUCGAAGAUACCUCACUGCAGGAUAAAGAAUGCAUCUUGGCAUCGCUCAACAUCAAAUCUAUGCAGUUUGAUGACAGCAUUGGGGUCUUACAGGCUAAUUCCCAAGGUUUCACACCUCCUGGAAUGGACAGGUCAUCUCCAGACAGCAGUCCAGUACAUGGCUUUGUGCGUCAGGCUUCUGUGACCACCGGCUCCAACAUCCCCAUCAUCACAGAGCUAGCUAAACCUGGCAAACUACUGCCGUUGGUUUCACACAGUCAGGAAAAAAAAAGUGGAACCAACAUACAAAUGAUAACAGAGCUGGUGAACGACUCAAACGUUCAGUUCCUGGACCAAGAUGACGACGAUGACCCAGACACGGAGCUGUAUCUCACUCAGCCCUUCGCCUGUGGCACAGCCUUUGCCGUCAGUGUACUCGACUCCCUGAUGAGCGCGACAUACUUCAAUGACAACAUCCUCACUCUGAUCCGAACACUAGUCACGGGGGGAGCCACACCAGAGCUGGAGGGCCUGUUGGCUGAGGAGAACGCUCUCAGAGGAGGCUACAGCACACCACAGACACUGGCCAACAGAGACAGGUGUCGUGUUGCCCAACUAGCCCUCUACGACGGGCCAUUUGCUGACUUGGGGGACGGCGGCUGCUACGGGGAUUUAUUCUGCAAAGCUCUGAAGACAUACAACAUGUUGUGUUUCGGGAUCUACAGAUUAAGGGACGCGCAUCUCGGUACACCAAGCCAAUGCACAAAACGAUAUGUGAUCACAAACCCCCCGUACGAGUUUGAGCUGGUGCCCACAGACCUGAUCUUCUGCCUCAUGCAGUUCGACCAUAACGCUGGUCAGUCGAGGACGAGUUUAUCCCAUUCUUCCCACUCCUCCCAUUCCUCCAGCAAAAAGAGCUCCUCCGUGCACUCCGUCCCCGCCUCCAACCGGCAGAACCGCAGCAGUAAGACGAGGGAGGCCCGUGACAAACAGAAUGCAACAAGGAUGAAUAGAAUGGGCCAAGAAAAGAAAUGGUUUACAGAUGAACCAGAAAAUGCCUACCCAAGGAACAUUCAGAUCAAGCCCAUGAGCACUCACAUGGCCAACCAAGUCAACCAAUACAAGUCCACUAGUAGCCUGAUUCCACCAAUCAGAGAAGUUGAAGAUGAAUGCUGAACACCGGCUUUUCCUGCUGACUCACCAGACAUCUAUACGCUCUUCCUACAGAGACGGGCAGAGAUCAGUGGAGAAGUGUUGAUGAUACCGAUGAGGAUGUUAAAGACUGACAUAAAUCUCUUCACUCAUUCUUCUAAUCAAAGGUUGGACAGGAUCCCAGGCUGGAAGGGACCUCCCUUGUGCAUAUCUUUAAUGUUACUUCCAUGCUUUGGACAUUGUUUAAUUGAUCAAUGUAUCCAUUGAGAUGUACAUAAUGACAAUCAAAUAAGGAUUGUACAGCCCCUUCCCCCCUAGCACUUUUUAAAAUUAUUUUAAGAGUUGGGGGAAAAAAAAAAAAGAGUACUUCCUGUUAUUCUUUGCAAUAGUUCACUUCUUCAUGUGACCAGACUCAACGGACGAUGCGGCUGGUUUUUGGAGGAUGAGGUUUGCAGCGAUAAACUGAUCAUAUCAUCUCCCAAAGAUUUCUUCAGAUGCAUCACAUCAAACCAGCUGGGUUCACUGACUUCAUAUCACCUGUCUGCUUCUGUUCUAUUUGCACUAAAACUGAACAAGUUUCUUUUGACAGAGCAACUGGAAAUACCGCCCCCCCCAAUAAAAUGUCUCUGAUGAAGUGACAGAAGGCCAGAAGGAGGGAAAGAAGGAAGGAAUGGCCGUUUUGCUUCAGAGGCAUACUAAUCCUGUUCCUGGUUUGCUCUAAACCAUGUUAUUGCUCAAGGUUUGCGACUUCACCUUGACAUAUCAAGCUGAGUGAGAGCAUCCUUACCUUGCAGAAAAAAACCCACCUUGCUGAUCUCAAAAACCCAGACAAUGGUGCAGUGUGGGUGUACGAUGGCGGAAAGAGAAGUCUGUACGUAUAUUUCUUCUGCUGAUUUGUCAGAUACUACGGCUGUGUUUCAAGCUCGCAUGAGACGUGCCUGACCCCCUUUAUAACACUACCGGCGUGGUUGAUUAGCCUGUACGCACAGGAAGGGUGAAGGAGAAAAACAAAACAUGUCCGGACCUUCGUGCAUUCAAGGAAUCUUUAUGUGUACACGCUUUGUGCGCAAGUGUGUGCAACUCAGCCACUUGUUCCUCUGGUGUUGUGCUUCUCACUGUCCUCCCCCCUAUUGGUUUAUAUGUAAAAAUGCAGCUUGGAGGGAGCAGCAUGCAGGAUCUUAGCUCUAAAAAAAAGAGUCAUGGUAGAAACUUAUAGUAGUAAAAAUUUAAAGAUUUGGAUCUACAAAGAAUGACAUUGCAUUAAAAUAGAACCAAAAUCUCCAACUAUGUUUGAGCAACACGAGCAGCAGCUUUUUUUGCCUGCCUUGAAUAUCUGCAGCAGAAUGGGAUCACAAAAGAAAGUGUUUUAUUUUCAGAAUGUUUUGUGUUUUACAACCAAUUCACGAUUGACGAAGGGAAUGCCACAUAUUGCUUAAAGUGGGCAUAAAUGGGUCCUCCUUUGAUCGGAGUAACUGCCUGGCACAGGGUUGGCACAGAGGCAGUAAAGAGCUUGGAUGUUCUCUGCUGCCAAUCCAGAUGUCACACGCCUCAAAACUCUCAGGAGUUAAGCUGCUGCAUUCGCUCCUCUAACAUGAGGAAAUGCUCAAACAUAGUUGGCGGUAACGCAGUAAUGUCACUGACUGCUAUCAAGGACAGCGGGAAUUUUUGUGUUCUUUAUGCAAACCUGAGCGCAACAUGAGAGCAUGUUCUGCGCAUGUUGUGACAGUCGUAGAUCCAAAUCUAGCUCUUAAGGGUGAUCCACUAAACUUCAUACAAAUGUGUUUUUGGAUUUAUAUGUUAAAACAUUAUUUUUUACUCAUAAACAUAAUCAAUUUGUACUUAUUUUUCUAGUCAAAAAACUGAGAGGAAAGUACUUUAUGAGAUAAAAACUUAGUAUGUUUAAUGGCAACCACAUUACAAAUGAUCUCUGUUUGAAUAUAUCACUAUUUAUUUCACACAUUGUAAAGCAAAUUAUUAUUUUUCUAUUCCCUAGACCCCUUAAAUCAAUCUUUAUCACUCUGGAGCCACUAAAGCUUACGCUAGCUUGCAUUGUAAAGCCCCCGUGUUCGGCCUGGCAGCUCAGCUUUGUUGAGUGCUUGUGGGAGUGAAUUCAGGCUCAUCUGAAGCCACCUUUAGCUGUACAUUAACAGUGUCCACUAAAUAAUGUCUAGACUGCUAAGCAGCCCUAGCUGACGUCAUCUAUAUGGGAGAGGUAGAUGUAGAGGAAUAAUGUGGGGGGUUGUUGGGUAAAUGUAUUUAAGUGGGGAGCACAUUAGAGAGAUAAUAAUGACAGGAAAAAUAUGACAUCACUUCCACUGUGGGCAGGCCAGAACUGAAUGACCUUCAUUAGACGUGUUUGACCUAAAUUAGGUCCCAGGUGUGGAUGAAGGUUGUGUGUACCCCACACCACACUGUGUUGGCGUUUUUCACGAAGAUUAAAAAGUAAAUAAAUUCAUACGUGACAGGGAGGUGCUGUCCGUCGAUUGCAGAACUCCUCAUCUAUGGACUGUAAAGACAAAGUCGUUCUAGAAUAAAAAAUGAUUUUGGAACAUGAAAAAAAAAAAGAUAUUGUGCUGAAUAUGUUUGUGUAAACUUUAACCCAUGAUAUAGACCACAUUUCUUUCUCAAACAAAAUGAUCUGAGCUUCAAUGUCCGUCUAUUGGGUGUGGUGCAACUAUACUGAAGCUUCAUACGCAUUGUCCUGAAGUGAACUUUUGAACUGUGAUUACAUCAUUGUCACAUUGUAGCCAAUAGAUUUCUUUUCAGACAAUAUGUGAGUAAAAUGUUUGUAUAAUUGGGUCGUUAUCGGCAUACUUACUAGCCUGAAUGAUAAGGAAUUAUUAAUAUUUGAUAAUGACAACGAGUCGUCAUACACAUAAUCGACAAACUGAUUGUUAUGUUGACAAAAAAAAAAAAGAAGACAAAUGUUUAUCUCAAAAAUUAAAUCUCUCAGAUUCUUGUAGGAAUGGGGAGACUGUUCAAGUGCUGUAUGUGACAGAGAAAAGUCAGAUCUGGUUGAACAGCCGUCACUAAGAUAGAAGGUAGCACCAAUUCAGCAACUGUUAUCAAAAGCGAGAACAUCCUUAGUUUUCCUGUGUUUAUUACCUUGUGUUGUUACAGGGUUUACAUUCCAUUUUGGCAUUAUCUGUCACACUCUCACGACUGCUUCUUAUUUGUUUACAGUGCACACAACACAGCAUUGGUCAGAAAUAAAACGGUACAUGCUGCAAAUUAGCGAAACACACAAAGUAAUGCACCAUUUCUUUUAAUUAUACUUGAUCAGUGUGCUUUUUGUACCUGGACACUCAUUGUGUAAAUCAUUCAUGCUGGCAUUAUUCACAGCACUGGACUGAGAUGUCUCUCCUUUAUACGACACCUUUUCAAAAGUCUGUUAGUUUUUGGGUCUUUGCAUUGUAUACCUCUUAAGUUUUUAGUGUUUUGUUGUUGUUUUUUUUGAAGUGCCAUGAAGCGUUUAGUUCUGCAAGCAUCCUUCAGUCAUUCAGAGCCACAGGCUCACUUCAGGGGAGCCAAGUCCGAGUGUUUUUUUUAUUUUUUAUUUUCCACUGUGAGAACAGUGUCUUGUACUGACAUGGAGAACAUCCAAGCCAUCAAUGCCUCCAUGCCAGUACAGUGCCAGGCAGUGAAGGAGGUCAAGAGGAGGGCCCAUAUUAAGACCCACUACAGCGAGAAGUGGCAUUCAGGCCUGCGCGGCUGCUGGGGUUUGUCGGAUGCAAUCCCCAGUUCAAAUUACAACUAUUGUUUCUGCAGUGUGCUUGGUUACAGGUUACUAGGUUGUGUCUGGAGUGUGGUGAGACAUGGAUGACUGAAAGAUGCACAGAGGCUCAUGCCAUGUUACUUUGACACUGGAUGAGUAAAAAAUGAUGAUGCAUUAUAUGUUAAUGUUGCAUAAUUUUUUGUUAAUUUUUUUUUGCUGUAAAAGAUGGAUACAAUAAUGUAUUCACUGGGAAUUGUACUAGAUAUACUAUAUAUCACUUACAGGGACUGGAGGUGGGUCUCAAGUCUUAAUAAUACAUACAAAUUGCAUUCAGCAAUCUUGACUCAGAAGAUUUGCUUUUUUUCUUCUUUUGCCUGCCUAUCAGUUCAGGAAGAUUUCAGGAUAUUGCUCUUGCGUAUCAUAGACUGGAUUUGUUGGCAUAUCGUCCUUGCAGCAUACAGGAGUUUGACAUAGCAUUCUAAUUAGUUUGGAUGUGUUCUAGAUAUGAUGGGUAAAUGGAUUAUUUGAUGGUGCUGAGUUGAUCUACCUGACUCUGUCAAAUAUAAUCUGCUGAUAAAUAUACUGUCUUGUACAAAAAGUUUGUACAUAAAUUGUACAUGGUUUCUUUUUGUAUUUUUCUCAAAUUAAA